UUAAAACCCUCCCUUACCUUUUAUUUCCCUAAUCUUCUCUUAUGUUUCUAUGCCGACAGACCUUCAGUUAUUAUCCUCCUCGGUGCCAAUCCACACACAAAUGACGCCUAAGACUGAAUGAAAUUCUCAUCCCCACCCAUGGAAGAUAGCCACCAUACAAUGUCGCCCACAGUGACAACACCUACCCUUCCAAAGGGCUACGUGCUCCACGCGGGCUAUCCUCCCAUUUCCUCCUACAGGCAUCUCCGGUCCGCCUCGGGGCUAACCGCUCGAUCCGUUGCCCAAGCAGCGCCUGUCGCGUCCAAUUCCUGGUACGGAUGCUACAUCACGUAUGACGACAACAACAACAACAAGCCCGUAGAAGUAGCAAUGGGACGAAUCAUUGGCGAUGGAGGAUGGUACUUCCACAUCGCCGACAUGGCUACCCUCCCAGAGCAUCAGCGUAAGGGGCUAGGAGACGUGGUGCUCAAGGAAUUACUUGCUUACAUUGGUCGCCACGCGCCGUGUGAUGAGAAGGAGGGUGAGUACCCUUAUAUUACGCUUUUUGCGGAUGGGCCGGGCAGGAGGUUGUAUGAGAAGAACGGGUUCAAGGAGACGGCGCCCCGUUCACUCGGAAUGCAACUAGUAUAUGAUCGCGGGCUUGUUGUGCCUGGGCGGUGGGUACUGGGUAGCUAGGGAAGUAGGAGUAACACCCGAGGAUGAGAUGAGAGUUGCUGCUGAGGAUGGGAGGGAGUAAGGGAUGGAUGGCGAAGAUGAGGCGACGACGGAUGUUUGACUAAGUAGGCACUCACCGGAGUUGUAUGGCGUGUGGUAAGGACUGUGAAUAUAGACCUGGAAUUUCGCAUGCUUUUAACUUGCCUUUUACAUGUCCUUCUUU
Messenger RNA from Neurospora crassa OR74A, 877 nucleotides. Its product is annotated as GNAT family N-acetyltransferase. The transcript has a single exon. Gene Ontology annotation, molecular function: acyltransferase activity, transferring groups other than amino-acyl groups. The record is from RefSeq and is a predicted model, not a curated record. Lineage: Eukaryota; Fungi; Ascomycota; Sordariomycetes; Sordariales; Sordariaceae. The coding region runs from base 118 to 675 and encodes 185 amino acids.